Molecule: messenger RNA, 1531 nt
Organism: Durusdinium trenchii
Lineage: Eukaryota; Dinophyceae; Suessiales; Symbiodiniaceae
Source: the annotation of a GenBank genome assembly
GGAUGUGCCGGCCACAUGUGUCUGGGCACGCGAAGAGUUCCGGAUUCCAGAUCACAUCUUGUCACAGGCCUCCGCUGCUGAGCCCGAGACCAACAGCGACGUGCUGACGGAUGUGCGUUGUUUGCUGCCUCCGGAGAUCUUGGGGGCUCCCUUGUUGAACAGUCUUCACCUGGGGCUGCAAGACCCUCGUGGCACUCCCUUGCCCUCCAUGGCUAUGCCUUUGUGGAAGCGACCCGAGUUUUUGGAGGUGAUUCCCACGCGGAUUGCACGGAGCAGAGGACAGAGUGUCACCUUGCGCGCGGCGAACCUGCCACCCGUCUCGACGGCCUGGUGUUUGCUCUCCAUGGCGUCGGAAGAUGUGCCCGUGCAAGUGCAGGCCGCCGGUGGUUGGUUCAACCGGUUAGGUGAGCAGUUCGGCGGCUAUGACACGUCGCCGUCCCCCGUGCCUGAAGAAAAGACCAGAGGUGAGCUGAGGCGACAAAAUUCCAAGGCGGCGAGCCUGCGCCGCAGCGACAGCAGCUACGUCUUGUUGAGGCGCUUGGAGGAAGCGGGUGCCGAGUGGCGCGAUGUGGACAACCUUAGUGACGAUCAGUCCCACAGUCCCGACACGGACGUCGCCAUGGACGCGUCAACGUCGCCGUGCAAGCGAUUGGAGGUGGAACGCGAUCGCUUUGUGAAGCUCACAGAGUUUGGACCUGUGCCCACGUUCCCGAGGAUCCUCUGCGUGUCGCGAAGGUACUUGCGCAAGAACAAGUAUGUGGACAUCACGGGCGAGUACCAUAUCGACUUGAUUCAGGACUUUGGAGGAGCUCCAAUCAUCUUGCCACGAACUACAAGAACCAUCCAACAACUCUGUGAACAUUUGCCAAUGGACGGCUUGGUGAUCGCAGAGGGCAACGACCUUUCCGACGACAUUUUGCUCAAGUAUGGCUGCAAUAUUCCAGAGAGGCUGACUGGAGAAGCGGCUCAGAAGUUUGCAAGCGACACGGAGAUGGAUGUGUCCAAAGAUGAACUGGAGUUUGCUUUGAUGAGGUUUGCUUUGGCUGCAGGUGUUCCGAUCUUGACCUUCUGCCGCGGUUCCCAGAUGCUAAACUGUAUGAGAGGUGGAACCCUCAUUGGUGAUAUUGAAAGCCAAACAGACAGCACCAUCAAGCACUUGAGAGAUUCCAGCGAGCCAGACUAUGACAGCUUCCGCCAUCCCAUCAAAGUCGUGCCUAAGACUCCUUUAGCCGAAUGGUUUGCGGAUAGCUUGGGCAAGCAUGGAGAUCCCAACGUUCUCAUGGUGAACUCCUAUCAUCAUCAAGCAUCAAAGGACCUCGGUUGGAGUCUGGUGCCAAUGGCACACAGUCCGGAUGGUAUCAUUGAGGCGUUCUACGAUCCACGAUAUGAUCCCAAAGCCGGACAAUUCGUUGUAGGUUUGCAAUUCCAUCCCGAGCGGAUGCUGAGUGACUAUCCCGGCUGUGCCCGCUGCUACCAGUCCUUUUUAGAGGCCUGCACUGCGUAUAAGGCAAUCCAAGAUUCUGGUCUCUAG